AUGUCUCCACCUUGCAUGAUCGCCUCUUUCUUUACCCAAUCUCUAUUCAUAAUUGCCCAAAUAAACGAUCCCAGCACUCCUUCAAUCGAACCUAUCAAUUCUCAUCAUCAACAACGACAAGCGGUCAUUGCAACGGCAACAGAAGAGAUCAACCAACUUACAUGUCAAUUCAUGGCGAAGCUCAAUGAGCGUUCGACGGCAAUGGCGAAUGGAGGCAACUUUGAUCGUGCCUUGCGCGAUGUAGCCGUUAUGCAAGCUAUCGAUCCAACCUCUUUUCUUGGCUACUUGAAGGCAGGCGACAUUUAUCAACAACAAGGAAGGCAACAAGACGCAGCAGCCAUGUAUGAAAAAGGUCUUGUGCAUGUAUCAUCAUCUGAUUAUCGUUACACCAACCUCCAAAUGCGGCAAAAAGAUGCACUGGAUGCAGCAAACAAACGCGUCGACUUCAUUAGUCAACUACCUUUGGAGCUCGUUGUAUCUGAAAUAUUGCCUUGGGUGAUCAACUACUUAUACCGGCUAGCAGUGGAUACUCCAUGUCCUUACCUUUAUGUAUCACGCACAUGGCGACAACGAAUCUUGCUUUGCAACAACUUGAGCUUUCAUGCUGAUGGAGUAACCAACAGCGAUGUAUUUCAAUUCCGUGAGCUUGAACGAUUUGCCGAACACGUCAAGACAUUGUUAGUGGAAGCAGGGAGAAGCAAUUUACAUGAGGGUCCUCUUUCAGUUUUCGAUGAUUGCGAUUUCCCAAAUCUCACCCAUGUAACGAUCUGUUAUAAUGGGUAUGAAGAAGACGAUCUCAUGUCUGCUCUUGAAUCUGUUCGCCGAACGAUGACGCAUCUAGUCCUUUAUAUGGAGGGUCAUACAGAGGAAGAUAAUGACGAUGAUUAUGGUACAUCCCGAAUUCAUUUGGGUGGUGUACUCGAUCUGUGCCCUGGUCUUGUAUCUUUGGAACUGAUGUCGUUCACUAUACACCACCUUACAGUGCAGCAUACGACGUUGACGCAACUCACCUUGUCCACUGUUAUCUUCCCGCUUUCGUAUGAUGCGAUGAUCAACAUCCUCUCGCACCUUCCAUCACUCGUGUACUUUGAUCUACACCACGUUCCAGAUUUACGAUUUUUAACGCGUCUUCAUGUAUAUUGCCCAGGGAUGAAGCUAUUGAAAUGCGGUGGAUGCGAUUCUUUUGAUGAAGACAUAUAUGAUCGGCAUGUUCAAGGAUUGCAAAAGUUGCGUUUGGGAAUUGAUGAUGUCGACGAGCAAUUCAACGCUGAUGACCUUGUUCCACUCUUACUUGAAAACCGGCAAUCCAUCGAUCACAUUCGCGUGACGGGAAGACUCAUUGGUGAAAGCGUUGUACGGGAUUACAAGAGCUUGGGUUCAUCGUUGACCUUUGACCGUUUAAAGAAACUUGAGGUCCACGCUGCCAAUGAUCAACUUGCAACACUCGCUCUAUCGAUCAUACACCGAUCACCUAACCUUUGCCAUGUCCGGUUAGGCUCGCAUGCAGCUAAUCGAGAUACCAUAUGGAACGCAUUGAGAGGAUUAUCCAACUUCCAAACACUUUCCACAAGAAAAAUGACGAUGGAUUCGAUAUCGUUUCGCAACAUUCUUGAGCAUCAAGUAGAGCUUGGCAAGGAUUCACUGUUGAAGGAACUACAAGUUGGUAUGGGUGCAGAUGUAUCGACCUUUUCUUGGAUGGAUAUGAUUGGUGGAUUACAAAACGUGACGAAGGUUGCAUUAUUGACAACAACCAUUGAAACACCUUCAGCAUACCUAUCAACAAAUGCAACCAUUGCCGAGGGAUGCCCAUCUCUUUUGCGCCUUGAGUUAUACUUUGGUCGUCAACCAGCACCGGAAGGAACUAUCACGCUCAUGAAGGAUCACCCUACCCUGCAAUGUCUUCGAAUCCAUGCAUCUUCGAUCGCUGAAAGGGAUGUUGUCAAUCUCUUGUCGUUCACCAAGCUCAACAAUGUCAUCAUCAUCAUCGCACCAAUCCAGGACUAUCUUAUCGCGUUGCUCCGUGCCCGUAUCCCACACAUGAAAUACAUACCAUAUUGA
Messenger RNA from Lichtheimia ornata, 2058 nucleotides. RefSeq lists its product as uncharacterized. Lineage: Eukaryota; Fungi; Mucoromycota; Mucoromycetes; Mucorales; Lichtheimiaceae. The transcript is spliced from 2 exons. Bases 1 to 2058 code for a protein of 685 amino acids. Gene Ontology annotation, molecular function: protein binding. The record is from RefSeq and is a predicted model, not a curated record.